AUGACCAUCCGGAAAUUGAGGCUACUGCUGAUCUUGGACACGUAUGGUCAAACGCCCAAGCUUCCACCGGGCGACGUUCUGAUCCAUGCUGGCGACAUCACUGUACAAGACACGCACAAAGAACUGCCCAAGUCCAUCGACGGGUUGGAGAAAGCAAAUUUCGCGGUAAAGAUAGUCGUGGCUGGUAGUCACGAAAAGGCUUGA
Messenger RNA from Cyphellophora europaea CBS 101466, 204 nucleotides. RefSeq lists its product as uncharacterized. The coding region runs from base 1 to 204 and encodes 67 amino acids. The record is from RefSeq and is a predicted model, not a curated record. NCBI's taxonomy places the organism in Eukaryota, Fungi, Ascomycota, Eurotiomycetes, Chaetothyriales, Cyphellophoraceae. The transcript has a single exon.